Messenger RNA from Dromaius novaehollandiae (emu), 4105 nucleotides. It is a transcript of the gene PPARD, whose product is annotated as peroxisome proliferator activated receptor delta. Gene Ontology annotation, cellular component: nucleus. The transcript has 7 exons. Gene Ontology annotation, biological process: positive regulation of transcription by RNA polymerase II; cell differentiation; positive regulation of fatty acid metabolic process. The record is from RefSeq and is a predicted model, not a curated record. The coding region runs from base 655 to 1986 and encodes 443 amino acids. Gene Ontology annotation, molecular function: zinc ion binding; nuclear receptor activity; RNA polymerase II cis-regulatory region sequence-specific DNA binding. NCBI's taxonomy places the organism in Eukaryota, Metazoa, Chordata, Aves, Casuariiformes, Dromaiidae.
CGCCGCGGGCUCCGCAGUGCAGGCGCUGCGUCGUCGACGCUUGCAGGGCCUGAGUUUUUUUGUGGGCUGUUUGUGAUGGACUAACGCAAACAAGGAGAGGAAGCGCGAGGGGGGAGGCCGGGGCCAUUGCUGGUCCUCCCACAGGAAACGCGGGAUUAAGACACUGGCUGGAUUGUGCAGCCUGUCGCGAUCCCGCUGCUGGACCCUGUGGCUCGGCCCGCCCGGCAGCUGUGCGGAGCAACAGGAACACGUUUCACCGAGUGGCUCUUGGCAGAGGAACCGGGGCCAGUUACAACACGAUGAAUAAAAACAAACACAGACGCUGCGACGGGGAGCACUGUAACGGGAAGGAGCGUGGAUGCCGCGGAGCGCGGGGGCUGGCAGGAAGCGGUCGGUCUCGCGGGUAGCUCGUGCGGGGGCCUGGGGCUUUCGGCCGCCGCGUGCUGCUGCGCCAAGCCCGGCUCUCCCGGCACCUCCUCACUGCGGGCCCCGAGCCCCUGCGCCUCCUCGGCCGCUCUCCUCAUGCCACCGUCCGUGAGUCCGAGCUCUGCCUUGGCUAGCAGGAACAGCCUGGUAGGGUCCAUCUCGGAUAGACGCGGAUGAUGCCAGAGCUAUGACAGGGAUUGCAGUCUUGGCACUGAGGGGUGAUCAAUUAUGGAACAACUACAGGAGGAAGUACCUGAGGUCAGGGAAGAGGAGGAGGAAGAGGAAGAGGCAGUGAUGGUGGCGAGUGGAGCCUCAGACCCAAGUGGAGGACCAGACAGCUCGCUGCCUUCAAGCAGCUACACAGACCUUUCGCAGAGCUCCUCUCCCUCCCUGUCGGACCAACUGCAGAUGGGCUGCGAGGAGGCGGCCUCGGGAAUGCUGAACGUGGAGUGCAGGGUCUGCGGAGACAAAGCCUCGGGGUUUCACUACGGCGUGCAUGCCUGCGAGGGCUGCAAGGGUUUCUUCCGCCGGACGAUCCGCAUGAAGCUGGAGUAUGAGAAGUGCGAGCGGAGCUGCAAGAUUCAGAAGAAGAACCGGAACAAAUGUCAGUAUUGCCGCUUCCAGAAAUGCCUCUCGCUGGGCAUGUCGCAUAAUGCGAUCCGCUUUGGCCGCAUGCCGGAGGCAGAGAAGAGGAAGCUGGUAGCGGGGCUGACGGCGAGUGAGAUCAGCUGCCAGAACCCGCAGGUGGCCGACCUGAAAGCUUUCUCCAAGCACAUCUACAACGCCUACCUGAAAAACUUCAACAUGACCAAAAAGAAGGCGAGAAGUAUCUUGACCGGGAAGGCCAGCAGCACCCCACAGCCUUUUGUGAUCCAUGACAUGGACACCUUGUGGCAGGCAGAAAAGGGACUGGUCUGGAAACAGCUAGUGAACGGGAUUCCCCCCUACAAGGAGAUUGGGGUCCACGUCUUCUACCGCUGCCAGUGCACCACGGUGGAGACUGUGCGGGAGCUCACUGAGUUUGCCAAGAGCAUCCCCAGCUUUGUAGGCCUCUACUUGAACGACCAAGUGACUCUGCUUAAGUACGGGGUGCACGAGGCCAUCUUUGCCAUGCUGGCCUCUAUCAUGAACAAGGAUGGGCUCUUGGUGGCCAACGGGAAUGGGUUCGUGACCCGUGAGUUCCUGCGUAGCCUGCGCAAGCCCUUCAACGAGAUCAUGGAGCCCAAAUUUGAGUUUGCUGUGAAGUUCAAUGCGCUGGAGCUGGAUGACAGUGACCUGUCUCUGUUUGUGGCUGCCAUUAUCCUAUGUGGAGACCGCCCUGGCCUGAUGAACGUGAAGCAGGUGGAGGAGAUACAAGACAACAUCCUCCGAGCGCUGGAGUUUCACCUGCAGAGCAACCAUCCGGACGCUCAGUACCUCUUCCCCAAGCUGCUGCAGAAGAUGGCCGACCUGCGGCAGCUGGUGACGGAGCACGCCCAGCUGGUGCAGAAGAUCAAGAAGACGGAGACAGAGACAUCUCUGCACCCGCUUCUGCAGGAGAUCUACAAGGACAUGUACUAAGGACCUGUUAUUUAUGAGCGAUCGAAGCCAUGGAUUCCCAGCAAGACUCUUUGUACAAAAACAAAGAAAACCCUUCCCCAUGUCUUCCGUUUCUUCUACUGGAAACUCUUUUCUACGUGUUGCUGACGUACGGUACAUAGGACAAGACGCCAUAGGAUUUUGCAGCCGCCACCUGGUAGGCCAGGGCUUCCGUUAACACACACUAACAAAUUUACAAAGGCAAAUCAUAAGCUACUGUUUCCGUUACUGUGGCCCUGCCCUUCGGCUGCUCCCCGUUGCCUCUGGAGCGGCCAGCUGGUUUACGUGCCACGGAUGGUGGGGUUCCUGCGGCAGCUUGGGAACGGCGCGGGGAUGCUCCGGUUUAGGAGACCAGAGCAUGGUGGUUAUCCGGCAGGGCCAGCAACAGCACUUACAGCGUAUUUUUAUUCUCUUUUUGUAUUGCACUCUGAAGACUUAGUCCUGAGCCGUGAAGUCUAGGACAGUGUAACGAUAGGAAGUUUCUCUCUUUUCCAAAGAAAAGGGAAAGUAUUUGAAGACGGGUACAGCUGUUCUAGCAGAAGAGACCCUCAGCUGCAGCCCCCCCUCGCUGUAUGGCGUAUUCGUAUCUCCAGUGAGAACUGUGUGAUCUCUGCCUUCCACGAGCGAUGUGCGGGAGCCCUCGGUGUGCCAGCACGCGCUGCGUGGCCCUGGUCCUGGUGCCCCGUUUCAGAGGGGCUCGUGCCAGGGCAAGGAAAAGCCUUCCAGCAGCACCGGCACGGAGGGGCUGCUCUUCCCCUCGGAGAGUCAGGGCCAGCUCCCCCGGCCCUAGGCAGAGCCCUUGACGUUGAACGUGGCAGCCCCGGCCCAGGGGGGCCGCAGAAGAGCUCGGCUCCGGCAAUGCCACGCUUUCCGGGCUGGCGUGCCAGCAGAGCAGCCCCGCGAGAGCUGGACGGCAGCGUUGGGGAGAGCGGGGGACCCGAAUCGCGGCAGGCAGGGCUGGCGUUGCCCCCAGCUUUCUGCGUGGCCUUUCACUUGCCUCUUAACUGCCCUGCCUCAGUUUCCCCAUCUGUAAAAGGGAGCCAGAUUGUUGCCUGCCCUCCCCCUCGCAGCAGCCACGUGAGGAUUAAUUCAAACAUUCGAUGCAAAGAGCUGUAAAACAGUCUAAAAGCCAAGGAUUUGUAAAGGGGGAGGGAGGAUGGGACGGCCACCAAACCAGGGACUUCCCGGCCCGUGGAGCCUGGCGGGGGGACGCGGCCGGACGGGCCAUGCCCUCCCCCUGGGCGCCGGGGCGGCCUUGAAGCUUCGGGCUCUGCCUGAACCCAUCACCCAGCGCCGGGGCUUCACCUCGCCGUUUCAGCAGCAGUAGUGAAAGGCGCCCGGGGGGUGAGCCCGGCGCUGGGGCCAUGGCGCCCUUGCUCCCAGAGGGGACAGGAGCCGGGCCGAGGGCCCUCGCUGGGUGACAGCGGGUGACCUAAGAAGCAGCACUCACCCCCUGCGUGUCCUGAGCAGCCUUAUUAAAGUACUGAUAACCCCCCGGGGCCUCGUGGGAUUUCAUUAGUCAUUUUGAUUUUAUUUUUGCUCCUCUUCAGGGUAGUGGAUCUCCCUGGUGCAAUAAUUCCUUUAAAACACGAAGGGGAGGAGCGCCGUGCUCCCCCUCCGCCUCGCGGGGCCGGCUGCUCCCGCGGCAUCCCCAAAAGCCGCCGGCAGGCAAAGCGGCUCCGCAGAUGCCCCGCUGCUGGCCCGCGCCGUGCCUCGGUUUCCCUGCCCUCCGCCCCAAAGAGCCCCUCUCCCUUCGCCGCCCCCGGGGGAGGCCCUCUGCGGAUGAGCGUCGCUAAAGCACUUUGAAGUCCCCUCGUGGAAGGAGUUACGGGGGGGUGCGUGCGGCAUCGUCACGGAUUUGUCCCUUCCCGAGCUCCUGGUGACCCCGCUCCGUGCCGUCCUGUGGUCCCGGCACCGCGGGACUCGCGCUGUCGUCGCCUGAGGAACUUUGUGCUCUUCCCCAUCUCCCGACAGUGUAACAACCCUCAACCUGAAAUGUAUAUUUUUGCUAGAAGUACAAACCUCCAAGUGUUUUUAAUAAUAUAAAUAGCGUCCACAGACUGACUUGACUUUAAAUAAAUCUGAACUAAAUAUUUAAGAA